AUGCCUGCUCUAUGUUUGCUCUGUCUUGCUGCGGCGCUUGCCGUCUUCACACGGCUGGCCGGUUCCGUGGGGCCGGUGAUUCGGUGCGAACCGUGUGACGCUGCAGCGCUCCUGCAGUGCAAGACUUUGCCCAAAGAGUGCGUGGAGCUGGUGAAGGAGCCCGGCUGCGGCUGCUGCAUGACGUGCGCCCUGGGCCAGGGACAGGCGUGUGGAGUCUAUACAUCGCGCUGCGGCUCCGGCUUGAGCUGCCAGCAUCAGCCGGGAGAAAGCAAACCACUGCAGGCUUUACUGGAGGGACGAGGGCUGUGCUCUUCCACUGCUUCCAAAAAACUCAACAGUUUUUUGGUGCCAGCUCCUAAACAAGAGAGUAUUGGAAAUCAAGUUGAAGACGGUUCAGCCAACGCCACGGCCUCCAUCAGCGUGCUGCCCAGUUUAGUGAAGGGUGGUCACAGUCGGGCGCCAGCGGACACCAGGCCCUCAGUUCACAAGCUGUUUCAGAAAGAUCUCAACAAGAAAACUCAAAGCUACAAGGUGGAGUCUGUGUCCGGAGGAGCCAACAUGGACAUGCACAACUUCUCUCUGGAGAACAAGAGGGAGACUGAGUAUGGGCCUUGCCGACGAGAGAUGGAGAGCAUCCUGAACAGCCUCAAAAUCAGCAACAUCCUCAUCCCGGGAGGCUUCCGCAUUCCCAACUGUGACAGAAAAGGAUUCUACAAGAAAAAACAGUGCCGCCCAUCCAAAGGACGGAGGAGAGGCUAUUGCUGGUGCGUGGACAAAUAUGGACAGCCACUACCUGGGUUUGACCGAAGAGAGAGAGGAGAGACCCAGUGCUACAACAUGGAGAGCAAAUGA
Molecule: messenger RNA, 852 nt
Organism: Knipowitschia caucasica
Lineage: Eukaryota; Metazoa; Chordata; Actinopteri; Gobiiformes; Gobiidae
Source: the annotation of a GenBank genome assembly